Coffea eugenioides is the source of this 2053-nucleotide messenger RNA. Its product is annotated as pectinesterase-like. The record is from RefSeq and is a predicted model, not a curated record. The transcript is spliced from 2 exons. Lineage: Eukaryota; Viridiplantae; Streptophyta; Magnoliopsida; Gentianales; Rubiaceae. Gene Ontology annotation, molecular function: pectinesterase activity; pectinesterase inhibitor activity. Bases 73 to 1854 code for a protein of 593 amino acids. Gene Ontology annotation, biological process: cell wall modification.
UCCUCACAGUCACAGAUUCUCAAACACCGCCGACACUCAAAACUCUAACCUGCUAACCAGCUUAGCUGCGGAAUGCCACCACUCAAAAUGGGCGGCAUCAAAAACAAGACAAAGCUACUCCAGCUCACUUUCGCCGCUCUGCUGGCACUUCUUGUUCUGCUGGCCCUCUUCUCCCUGGUCACAAACACCAACGCAGUGCUACAACAUCCAUCACCAUCACAUACUACUACUACUACUACUACUAGCACCACCACCAGCAGUAAAAGUAGUAUUCACGUCCACCAACACCUUCAAAUUGCUCACUCAACAUGCCAGGACACCUUCUACCCAGACCUCUGCGUCUCCACGCUGGCCACAUUCCCGGAUCUUCGCCAGAGGACGCUCCCGGAGAUCAUUUCAGGCAUGGUUAACUCCACCGUGUUCGAGGUCAGGGACUCCAAACAAAAUUGCACCCGCAUUCGCAGAAAGUUACAGAAUCUGGACCCGCUGGACCGUCGAGCUCUGGAAGACUGCCUGCAGCUCCUGGACGACACCGUGGCUCAGCUGAAGGCCGCCAUCUCCGAUCUUUCCUCCAACAAAUCUGCUCUCCAGCACUACAUGGACCUGCAGACGCUCUUCAGCGCCGCAAUGACCAAUCAGGACACAUGUCUAGAUGGUUUCGCUUUCUCGAGGAGGAAGUACAUCAGGGAGUUCAUCGAGGGAAGGCUUCGCAAGAUUUCCCACCACGUCAGCAAUUCGCUAGCCAUGCUUAAGAGAGUCAAGAAGCAGCAAGCAGCGGCAGGUGCAGUGUUCCAGGAGGAGGAGGGAGAGUUUGGGACGCCGGUGAAGAGUGGAGCUGGGUUCCCGACUUGGUUGAAGAAGAAGGACAGGGCAUUGCUACAGGCGCCCCUGAACCAAACUAAAGUCAAUCUGACAGUGGCCAAGGACGGCAGCGGCAACUUCACCACUAUCAAUGACGCGUUACAGGCGGCUCCAAACUCUAGCACCACCAGAUUCGUGAUUUACAUAAAGGCCGGGGCCUACUACGAGUACAUUGAGGUGGAAAGCAGGAAGAAAAUGAUCAUGUUUUUGGGAGACGGCAUCGGAAAGACAGUGAUAAAGGGCAACCGGAGCGUGGGGGCAGGAUGGACUACGUUCCGCUCUUCCACAGUCGCUGUGGUGGGAGAUGGAUUCAUUGCCAGAGGGAUCACCGUUGAAAACUACGCUGGACCUAGCCAACACCAAGCAGUGGCCCUGAGGAGUGGCUCAGAUCUCUCAGCAUUCUACCAAUGCAGCUUCAUCGGCUACCAGGACACGCUCUACGUGCAUUCCCUUCGACAAUUUUAUAGGGAAUGCGAUGUGUAUGGUACAGUCGACUUCAUCUUCGGGAAUGCCGCUGUUGUAUUCCAACUUUGCAACCUUUAUGCCCGGAGACCAAACCCAAACCAGCAAAACUUAUUCACUGCCCAAGGAAGAGAGGAUCCUAACCAAAAUACUGGGAUUUCGAUCUUGAACUGCAAAGUUGCUGCAGCAGCAGAUUUGCUUCCCGUCCUAUCCUCAUUUAGAAGCUAUCUUGGUCGUCCGUGGAGAGAAUAUUCAAGAACUGUUUACCUUCUGUCAAACAUGGAAAGCUUGAUAGACCCUGCUGGAUGGUUGCCGUGGAACGGUAGUUUUGCAUUGUCAACCCUUUUCUAUGGGGAGUAUAAGAAUAGAGGACCCGGUUCAAACACCACUGCCAGAGUAAAAUGGCCUGGUUACAGGGUCAUCACCAAUACCACCGUUGCCAGUCAGUUUACGGUCGGAAAUUUCAUCCAGGGAACUGCAUGGCUGCCUAAUACUGGAAUCCCAUUUUAUCCCAAUUUGACACCCUCCUGAAUUGGUUGUCAUUGUAAUACUCUCCAGUUAGAUUCUUCAGCUAGCUAGGGUCCCCUCACCUCCCCUCCCCCCCCCCCCCCCCCCCCCCCACAAAACAACCCUUCACCAUUCUAGGCAUGCAGUUCUGGAGAAAUUGAUCCUAUUGUUUUAGUAAACUGGGGAAUCAAUAAGUGAGAACGUAUGCUCACAUAAUCGGUUU